Brassica rapa (field mustard) is the source of this 624-nucleotide messenger RNA. RefSeq lists its product as uncharacterized. The record is from RefSeq and is a predicted model, not a curated record. Lineage: Eukaryota; Viridiplantae; Streptophyta; Magnoliopsida; Brassicales; Brassicaceae.
AUGAUAAGCUUAGAUGAGAGCCAUGUACCGAAGUCAUAUGAGGAAGCCAUGAAGGACAAGGAAUGGAGGGAAUCAGUAGGAGCUGAAUCCAAUGCAAUGAUCAAGAAUGACACUUGGUAUGAGAGAAAGACAGCCAAGACUCCCUUGGAAGAUGGAUACAAGGUUCCACGUGAGGGGGAGAUUGAAGACAGUCCACCAUUCAAGGAUGCAAAGCUUUAUAGGAAGCUAGUGGGUAAGCUUAUAUACCUAACCAUCACACGUCCUGAUAUUUGUUUUGCUGUGAACCAGGUAAGCCAGCAUAUGCAAGUUCCAAAAGAACAUCAUUGGGGAAUGGUGAACCGGAUCUUGAUGUAUCUCAAUGGCUCAGCGGAUCAAGGAGUGUGGAUGGGGUGUAAUGGGAGUACUGAAGUUGUGGGCUACUGUGAUGCGGAUUGGGCAGGAGAUAGAGCAGAUAGAAGGAUGGUUACUUGUGAAAAGGGUGAUGGUAACUAUGAAGAGUUACCAGCACUUGAUCAGACCGUUGAGGGAAGGAUAAGGCCGCGGCUUGACAGGCUGUAUGCAGCUGGAAAGGGAAAGCAACCUUAUCCACUCAUCCCACACAUGUGGAGUCUCCCAUUGGCUUAG